Messenger RNA from Cephus cinctus (wheat stem sawfly), 1698 nucleotides. Its product is annotated as RNA/RNP complex-1-interacting phosphatase. The record is from RefSeq and is a predicted model, not a curated record. Bases 219 to 1451 code for a protein of 410 amino acids. The transcript has 9 exons. NCBI's taxonomy places the organism in Eukaryota, Metazoa, Arthropoda, Insecta, Hymenoptera, Cephidae. Gene Ontology annotation, molecular function: protein tyrosine/serine/threonine phosphatase activity; polynucleotide 5'-phosphatase activity. Gene Ontology annotation, biological process: protein dephosphorylation.
UUCUACGUUAAACACACAUAUAUAUAUAUAUAUAUAUAGUUAAUAAAAUGAUAAUUCAUAAGAUUACGCCAUUGCGCGCGAAAAUCGAGAGAUCGAUCGUUCACUGCGUCAGAAGUGCGGGACUGGGCUGCAUGUCUACUGCUGGUGUGUGCGUAUAGUGAUUUAGAAUCUGUUAUGCUUUUAGUUUUGUGAGAGCAAUACGUGUAAAUUCAGCUAACAUGCCACGAUCGGUGCCACAGAGGUGGCACCAGUACAAAGCCUUCGGCGAGGUGAUCAAGGGUACAAGAAUCGUGGCGUUUAAAGUGCCCCUCAAAGAGGGGGUGACCAAGCACAUGCAGCCUGAGCAACGGUUCACGACUAGCCUGUUGCUACAGGCUUUUCCACGUUUGAAAUGCGUCAUCGACUUGACGGACUCCGAUCGCUACUACGACAGAAAGGACAUCAUCAAUGCCGGCGUCACCUACAGGAAGAUCUACGUGACCGGUAGAGUGAUACCUCAACAGAACUGCGUCAAUCAAUUCUUCAAAGUGAUGGACGACUUCGCCUCUACCGGUGGACCAGAUGAUCUCAUAGGAGUCCAUUGUACUCAUGGGGUCAAUCGCACCGGAUAUAUGAUCUGCCGAUAUCUCGUGCAGCAAUUAGGCUGGGAGUACCAGGACGCACUUAAAGCUUUCCAAGAGGCACGCGGUUAUCCGAUCGAACGCGAGAAUUACGUGGAGAGCCUGAAACAGGUACCCAGGGGCGAGAAGAUAGACACGAGCCACGUGGUGUUAGUAGAGAGACGUAAUCGUAAUGUUGUCGGGAAGAAAGGAUCGAAAAGGGAAAGAAAGAGAAAGCCGAACACGUCCAGUGCAUCUCGGGAGUCUUGGAGAAGCGCUCCAACGUCUUAUCAGUCAUCCAGACGAGGAUUCCCUGAAGGUUCGUCGUAUCAGCAGCCAUAUCCGUUCGAUGGUGCUGAGUUUGGACUCUUUGCACCCAUGAUGCCGCCGUUACCACCACCAUCCUUGUCAGCGGUACCGUCGCUACCACCGCCAAGGAUCAGACACAGAUCCAGACCAUCUCGAUACGGAGCCUAUUGUCCAUCACCUGGUCCACACAAUCCGCCAGCCAUCCUACCGCCAAUGCCACCGCCCGGACCUUCGUAUCAUUGCACGAAUUAUCAUCCGAGACAUUCGACUUUGAGGGUGUCAGGACCUCCCAGGCUAAUUAGACCACCCUCUCAACCAUCCACGUCACUGGGCUCUUACUCUUCGAUCGUUAAAUAUAAUCGUGCGAGGAACGACGGUUCCUCCGUACCUUUUGACAGCGCUGUCAGGCGUCCUGUCAAUCGUACGAAAUUGCGUAACAGGCCCAACGACCAGGACUUCACAGUCGACACGUUCGAGGAGAACCUAACGGCGACCCUGCCGCCGAAUAAAUGGAUCAGAGGUUGUUCGGCGGCGAAGAAAUGACGUCAACCUAAUUAGGGUGUUAAGGACAAUGACAUAACAAAGGCGGACCAUGUCCCAUUCGUAUCGAUAAAUUGGGAUACGCAUGGACGAGGCGACUCCAGAAGACCUGGAGGACGUUCUAGUAAAGUUAAUCAAAUAUCUUGUAAUCUGAGGUCUACACGUGUUACCUUUCUUCAAAAAUUCCUAUAACUCAUUAAUCCAGCGAGACUGUUCGUACGAGCUAAUAAAUAUAUCAAGCUUAUUUGUA